AUGGCAUACGUGUGCAGCCGGAAGCGCAGCAGCGUGGAGAAUGAAAAGUUUUAUACUUGUUGCGACGAACCAUAUUUGGACAUCACAUUUAAUAUAACAAUGAGAAGGAAGACGCUUUUUUAUACUGUUAAUAUAAUAAUACCGUGCAUGGGAAUAUCCUUUUUAACUGUAUUGACAUUUUACCUUCCAUCGGAUAGUGGAGAGAAGGUUACUCUAUCUAUUUCUAUUCUUAUUAGCCUUCACGUGUUCUUUCUUUUGGUGGUUGAAAUUAUACCGCCGACGUCAUUGGUUGUUCCGUUGCUGGGAAAAUACCUUAUAUUUGCCAUGAUACUUGUGUCCAUCAGUAUCUGCGUGACGGUUGUUGUUUUGAACGUUCAUUUUCGUUCACCUCAAACUCAUAAAAUGGCACCCUGGGUUAAGCGCGUCUUUAUUGACUUUUUGCCGGCGUUUUUAUUCAUUAAAAGGCCGACGUACAACUUUGAAACAAGCAUUACGGCGAAUGGACCAUUUGGAGGAAGCUGUCAGGUUCAUGGUCCAGUUCCGACACUCACGCAUUGUAGUUCAGACGAAAUAGCUGCCGUCCCGGAUAUGGAUAUAGGAUCUUUUGGGAUGAAAAGUCCCAUUUUAAACAAUCCAGCAUUUUCCCAUUCCAAAUGCCUUCCAAAAAUUCACAAAAGCUGCUUUUGUGUGCGCUUUAUAGCAGAGCAUACAAAAAUGCAAGAGGACUCAACUAAAGUUAAAGAGGAUUGGAAAUACGUUGCUAUGGUGCUGGAUAGACUUUUUCUGUGGAUAUUUACGUUGGCAGUUGUAGUUGGGACCGCUGGAAUAAUUUUACAAGCUCCUACGUUAUAUGACGACCGCAUUCCAAUUAUUGAGCAAAAGGACUUGGAUUUCUCGGGAACAUCAGCCGGACGCUGUAGACCUCCUCAAUAACAUUAUUAUAUUGGCGGAAUUUAAUUUAAAACGGAGGUUUAUCAGAUUGGUACUAUAAUAUUAUUUUUACUAAUAUUUUCUGCAGGAAAACCUGUUAAAAAUCAUAAAUCUAUUGACGGCUUCAAGAAACAAGUUCAGUAUCCAAUUUUUUUAAGCACAUUUUGUGCUAUUGGGUCGUUCACUGAAUAGUUUGUUUUAUCACGACAUUUGGUUUAUCCUUGUAAAUGAACACGUUAUACCAAUUUACUCCUAUUAGCCAGCUCUUGAAAUAUUAUUCUAUGAAUUGUUUGAAUCGCCAUCCAGUACGUGGUACGAGAUUAAAGGAUUAAAUUAAAAAAUUUUAAUAUUGAAACAGAUCUUGCGAAAGAGCACACAAUAAAACUAUUCCACAAAGUGUUCAGCUUUUUCAAUAUAUAUAAUAGAAAAGCGAUAGAGUAUAAAGUCAGUUGCGAAUAAGUGCAACCACCCGUUACUCGUAAAAGAAAAGAGUAUACUAGAUUCGUUGGAGCAGCGUGUAACAGGUACAGGGAAACUAUUUCUACCCUAUAAAGUAUAUAAACUUCCAAUCAGCACUCCUGGCCGAGGCGGUCUGGCCAUGUCCGUUUGUCAGUCUGCAUAAAGGUCGAGAUGUCGCAGGCAAGGUUGUUAUUCACUUUACUCGUAUAGUAAAAGGGUAUACUUCAUUCCUUGAAAAGUAUGAACAGGCAGAAGGAAGAGUUUCCGACCAUAUAAAGUAUAUAUAUUCUUGAUCGGGAUGAAUAGCCUAGUCGAUCUGGCCAUGUCCGUCAGUCCUUCCGUAUGAACGUCGAGAUCUCAGGAACUAAAAAAUGCCAGAAAGUUUAGAUACUGCAUACAGACUCCAGAGACAUAGACGAAGCGCAAUUGUUGACCCAUGUUGCCACGCCCACUCUAACGCCCACAAACCGCCCAA
Molecule: messenger RNA, 1864 nt
Organism: Drosophila santomea
Lineage: Eukaryota; Metazoa; Arthropoda; Insecta; Diptera; Drosophilidae
Gene: nAChRalpha4
Product: acetylcholine receptor subunit alpha-like
Exons: 6
Coding region: 1-933 (310 amino acids)
Biological process (GO): chemical synaptic transmission; monoatomic ion transmembrane transport; signal transduction
Cellular component (GO): membrane; synapse; neuron projection
Molecular function (GO): transmembrane signaling receptor activity; neurotransmitter receptor activity; extracellular ligand-gated monoatomic ion channel activity
Source: RefSeq, a predicted model, not a curated record